Molecule: messenger RNA, 645 nt
Organism: Pterocles gutturalis (yellow-throated sandgrouse)
Lineage: Eukaryota; Metazoa; Chordata; Aves; Pterocliformes; Pteroclidae
Gene: MRPL22
Product: mitochondrial ribosomal protein L22
Exons: 5
Coding region: 190-570 (126 amino acids)
Biological process (GO): ribosome assembly; translation
Cellular component (GO): mitochondrial large ribosomal subunit; ribosome
Molecular function (GO): structural constituent of ribosome
Source: RefSeq, a predicted model, not a curated record
UCUUGCAGGUGGCUCGUAUCCAGUGGCCUUUUUCCUCUGUCAUGCAUCCACACAAGUGCAUCUCUGCAGAAAAUUGGGAAGUGGGAGAAAAAGAACAGAAUUGUUUACCCUCCACAGCUGCCUGGAGAACCUCGCAGACCAGCUGAAAUAUAUCACUGUCGGAGGGACAUAAAAUAUAGCAAUGAGAAGAUGUGGUAUCUGGCAAAACUGAUAAAAGGAAUGUCCAUUGAUCAGGCUCUUGCUCAGCUGGAAUUUAAUGAUAAAAAGGGAGCAAAGGUGAUCAGAGAGGUUCUGUUAGAAGCACAGGAAAUGGCAGUAAGAAAUCACAACGUGGAAUUCAAGUCAAAUUUAUAUAUAGCUCACUCACUGUCGGGCAGAGGCCGCUAUGUGAAGCGGAUUCGUUACCAUGGCAAAGGCAUGUUUGGCAUCAUGAACAUCGGCAGGUGCCAUUACUUUGUGAAGUUGGUGGAAGGUCCUCCUCCUCCUCCAGAGCCACCAAGGACUGGUUUUGACCAAGCAAAAGAAUAUGUGCAGCAGCUGCGAAAUAGAACCAUUAUUCAUACACUGUGACAGACUUUUGUGACUGUAUAGGUAUUUCUUGUUUGACAAUGUAAUUCUAUAAAGGAAUAAUUAAUGUUUUAGUUA